Meira miltonrushii is the source of this 1627-nucleotide messenger RNA. RefSeq lists its product as uncharacterized. The coding region runs from base 53 to 1627 and encodes 524 amino acids. Gene Ontology annotation, molecular function: protein binding. Lineage: Eukaryota; Fungi; Basidiomycota; Exobasidiomycetes; Exobasidiales; Brachybasidiaceae. The transcript has a single exon. The record is from RefSeq and is a predicted model, not a curated record.
CUCAUCUUGAUCCACCCUUCUUCGUAACCAGACCUUUUGAUGCAAAAGAGCAAUGGUUGGUUCAAAUACCAUUCCUCCUGGCAAUCCUGCUGCAACCUCUUCAAACGAGCCGGCUGAAGAAGUCGGUUCGUCCACCGUACCACAACUUCCAAUCGAGUUGAUCGUCAAAAUUUGGCAACAUUUGAACGUGCAAGAACGUGUAAAGGUUCAACAAGUCUCAAAGGGUUGGCUUUUCAAUAGCAAAACAAAUAAAAGUGUAUGGAAAGAUGCAUUACAUUUGAGAGAAGAUCAGUCUGUCAGGCCGGAUGCAUGCAAGGAUCUUGAAAUGUUACUGCGAAUUGGAAAAUGGACAAAGUUCAAAUUUUCAAGACUUGCUUUUACACUUCAAGUAUCGACGGUCGAACAAGUAAGAGCUUGCAAGAGAUUUUUUGAAUUACUGCCAAGAUCGGACGUAGAAGACUUGGUGAUUAGUUCAGAAGCUAGUGCAAAGCUUGGUGAGAUGCUAGAUGUCUUGCAAACGAGAGAACAAGCUCGGGCUCAACACUCUGAAACGCAGGACGACUUUUUAUUUGAUUUAGAUCGGAGACUUGUAGGCUGGAAGAUUAGGUGCACCUCGCAAUUCGAUGCUCUUCUCAACUCUAUCUUAGAUUGUUCAAAGCUACGUUCUCUAAUCUUAGAGAUCGACCGCAAGAUAUUGUAUACCUUUGAGCAAAAUACGCCGAUCAGUCAAUGCAAGCUGGACAUUCUAAGCAUUCAGAGCGCGCCAGAAAUCAGGUCUUCUGUGCCAGAUGGACACGAUGUUGCAAUCUGUGAUAUGGUGGAAAAAGCUCGUGUGAUCGACUUGAUCGAUUAUACUGCAAUAGAGUGCGGCAGAAUGUUGCUGCGAAUCCUUUUUGCAGCAUCUACGACUCUCAAAUUUCUUACCAUCAACAUUUUCACUCGAGCUUCUUUCCAAGCAUGUGAGAGAGCCGGUUGCGGUUGUCCAGAAGAGCUCGAAACAACUUUCAUUAAUUUGCCAAACCUCAAACAUCUAUGGUUGUCCAACAAAGGUGGAAAAGAAUCUGCCAUGAAGCUCGUUUGUCCCAAUCUCGAUUCUUUGAGGCUGAAGAGCCUGGAUGAUUUUGAGCACUUUGCACUCAUUCCUUCUGUCAAGAUGCUCUUUAUUGAGAGCGAAGCCUUGAGUUGGAACCUUGCUUGGAUUUUACUUACUCGACUUGCAGCUGAUCGAUUGGAUACUCUGUAUUUGUACAGCGAUUGCAUGUUCGAAUGGGACUUCUUCAAGCUAUUCCAAGCCGAAACGUUUCCGUUUUUGAAAAAGAUUGUUGUUCUGGUUUCACCUGAUUCACUUCAUAGACUCAAGCUCGAUAUUUUCUUCAAUUGCUCGGUAGAACAACUCCUCAAGAUUCGUACGAUCGAUACGUUGAUUUGGCAAUGUGCUGUCGAUGAUGAACUUCCUAAUCCUUCAACUCAUGAAUAUAUGCAUGAGCACUUUACAAAAAACUUUCAAUGUUUCAAAAAGCAAAUCUCAAAUGACCCAAUCGAAUGCUCGGCUGAGAUCAUGGGGAAUUUUAUUUCAUUGAAAACAGGAAUUGAGAAGAUGGAAUACUUUCAACAAUUUCUCCAAUGA